Bubalus bubalis (water buffalo) is the source of this 3102-nucleotide messenger RNA. RefSeq names its product microsomal triglyceride transfer protein (gene MTTP). Gene Ontology annotation, molecular function: lipid binding. Gene Ontology annotation, biological process: lipid transport; lipoprotein metabolic process; cholesterol homeostasis. The record is from RefSeq and is a predicted model, not a curated record. The transcript is spliced from 18 exons. Bases 96 to 2780 code for a protein of 894 amino acids. NCBI's taxonomy places the organism in Eukaryota, Metazoa, Chordata, Mammalia, Artiodactyla, Bovidae. Gene Ontology annotation, cellular component: endoplasmic reticulum; Golgi apparatus; basolateral plasma membrane.
CUGAGAAGGGUCACUCCCUUGCUGCCAUUGAAAGAGUCCACUUCUCAGUGACUUCUAGCUGGGAACUGAAUGCAUUAAAGGGUAGCUGAAUCAAUAUGAUUCUUCUCGCUGUGCUUUUUCUCUGCUUCAUUUCCUCAUAUUCAGCUUCUGUUAAAGGUCACACAACUGGUCUCUCAUUAAAUAAUGACCGACUGUACAAACUCACAUACUCCACUGAAGUUUUUCUUGAUCGGGGCAAAGGAAACCUCCAAGACAGUGUGGGCUACCGAAUUUCAUCCAAUGUGGAUGUUGCCUUACUGUGGAGGAGUCCUGAUGGUGAUGAUAACCAACUGAUCCAAAUUACGAUGAAAGAUGUAAACGUUGAAAAUGUGAAUCAACAGAGAGGAGAGAAGAGCAUUUUCAAAGGAAAAAAGUUAUCUCAAAUCAUAAGAAAGGAAAACUUGGAAGCAAUGCAAAGACCUGUGCUCCUUCAUCUAAUUCAUGGAAAGAUCAAAGAGUUCUACUCAUAUCAGAAUGAACCAGCAGCCAUAGAAAAUCUCAAGAGAGGCCUGGCUAGCCUAUUUCAGAUGCAGUUAAGCUCUGGAACUACCAAUGAGGUAGACAUCUCUGGAGAUUGUAAAGUGACCUACCAGGCUCAUCAAGACAAAGUGACCAAAAUUAAGGCUUUGGAUUCAUGCAAAAUAGAGAGGGCUGGAUUUACGACCCCACAUCAGGUCUUGGGUGUCACUUCGAAAGCCACAUCUGUCACUACCUAUAAGAUAGAAGACAGCUUUGUUGUAGCUGUGUUCUCAGAAGAGAUACGUGCUUUGAGGCUGAAUUUUCUACAAUCAAUAGCAGGCAAAAUAGUAUCGAGGCAGAAACUGGAGCUGAAAACCACGGAAGCAAGCCUGAGACUGAAGCCGGGAAAGCAGGUUGCAGCCAUCAUUAAAGCAGUCGAUUCAAAGUACACGGCCAUUCCCAUUGUGGGCCAGGUCUUCCAGAGCAAGUGCAAAGGAUGCCCUUCUCUCUCAGAGCACUGGCAGUCCAUCAGAAAACACCUGCAGCCUGACAACCUCUCCAAGGCUGAGGCUGUCCGAAGCUUCCUGGCCUUCAUCAAGCACCUCAGGACGGCAAAGAAAGAAGAGAUCCUCCAAAUUCUAAAGGCAGAAAACAAGGAAGUACUACCCCAGCUAGUGGAUGCUGUCACCUCUGCUCAGACACCAGACUCAUUAGAUGCCAUUUUGGACUUUCUGGAUUUCAAAAGCGCCGAGAGCGUUAUCCUCCAGGAAAGGUUUCUCUAUGCCUGUGCAUUUGCCUCACAUCCUGAUGAAGAACUCCUGAGAGCCCUCAUUAGAAAGUUCAAAGGUUCUUUUGGAAGCAAUGACAUCAGAGAAUCUGUUAUGAUCAUCAUCGGGGCCCUUGUCAGGAAGUUGUGUCAGAACCAAGGCUGCAAACUGAAAGGAGUGAUAGAAGCCAAAAAGUUAAUCUUGGGAGGACUUGAAAAAGCAGAGAAAAAAGAGGACAUCAUGAUGUACCUGCUGGCUCUGAAGAACGCCCGGCUUCCAGAAGGCAUCCCGCUCCUUCUGAAGUACACAGAGACGGGAGAAGGGCCCAUCAGCCACCUCGCCGCCACCACACUCCAGAGAUACGAUGUCCCUUUCAUAACUGAUGAGGUAAAGAAGACUAUGAACAGGAUAUACCACCAGAAUCGUAAAAUACAUGAAAAAACUGUGCGUACAACUGCAGCUGCCAUCAUUUUAAAAAACAAUCCAUCCUACAUGGAAGUAAAAAACAUCCUGCUCUCUAUUGGGGAACUUCCCAAAGAAAUGAAUAAGUACAUGCUCUCCAUUGUCCAAGACAUCCUACGUUUUGAAACGCCUGCAAGCAAAAUGGUCCGUCAAGUUCUGAAGGAAAUGGUCGCUCAUAAUUACGAUCGUUUCUCCAAGAGUGGGUCCUCCUCUGCAUAUACUGGCUACGUAGAACGGACUUCCCAUUUGGCAUCUACUUACAGCCUUGACAUUCUUUACUCUGGUUCUGGCAUUCUAAGGAGAAGUAACCUGAACAUCUUUCAGUAUAUUGAGAAAACUCCUCUUCAUGGUAUCCAGGUGGUCAUUGAAGCCCAAGGACUGGAGGCAUUAAUUGCAGCCACUCCUGAUGAGGGGGAAGAGAACCUUGACUCCUAUGCUGGCUUGUCAGCUCUCCUCUUUGAUGUUCAGCUCAGACCUGUCACUUUUUUCAACGGAUACAGUGAUUUGAUGUCCAAAAUGCUGUCAGCAUCUAGUGACCCGAUGAGUGUGGUGAAAGGACUUCUUCUGCUAAUAGAUCAUUCCCAGGAGCUUCAGCUGCAAUCUGGACUUAAGGCCAAUAUGGAUGUUCAAGGUGGUCUAGCUAUUGAUAUUACAGGUGCCAUGGAGUUUAGUCUAUGGUAUCGUGAGUCUAAAACCCGAGUGAAAAAUCGGGUAAGUGUGUUAAUAACUGGUGACAUCAUGGUGGACUCCUCUUUUGUGAAAGCUGGCUUGGAAAUUGGUGCAGAAACAGAAGCAGGCUUGGAGUUUAUCUCCACGGUGCAGUUUUCUCAGUACCCAUUUUUAGUUUGUCUGCAGAUGGACAAGGAAGAUGUUCCAUACAGGCAAUUUGAGACAAAAUAUGAAAGGCUGUCCACAGGCAGAGGUUACGUUUCUCGGAAGAGAAAAGAAAGCCUAAUAGGAGGAUGUGAAUUCCCGCUGCACCAAGAGAACUCUGACAUGUGCAAGGUGGUGUUUGCUCCUCAACCAGAGAGCAGUUCCAGUGGUUGGUUUUGAAACUGAUGGGGGCUGUUUCAUUAGACUUCAUCUCACCGGAAGGGAUACGACGUGACAUGCCUAAGUAUUGCUCUCUGAGAGCACAGUGUUUACAUAUUUACUUGUAUUUAAGAGUUUUGUAGAACAUGAUGAAAAACCUCACAUAAUUAAGUUUGGACCUGAAUCAUUUGAUACCACCUACAGAGUCAUUCUGAGCCACUCUAUGUGAUACUUUAGUAGCAUUCUGUUUUCCUGCAUCUCUCUCAAAUCACAUUUACUACUGUGAAACUAGUUCUGCCCUAAGAAGAAACCAUAGUUUAAAAAAAAAAGACCUACACACACU